AUGGAAGACUCGAGUCCAAAGGGUCAGUCAAAAAAAACACCAAUCAUCUUAAUUCACACUAAUAAUCGUCAUCAUCAACAACAACAACAACAAGAUCAACAAGAUCAAGAUAGAAUGAGUCCAACACCUAGUUCAUCAUUUGUAAUGUCGGAAAAGUCUUUGAUGGUGCCAUCAUCGUCUUCGGCUAUUGCCUCGUCGUCCAUUUCACCGCGAGAGAGAUUACCCAAACGAAAAAAAUCAGAGGAUCUCUCUGGUAAUGAUUCUUCGUCGCCAUCCACCUCACCCACAUUGCUUGCCGGUGCUGGCACACUUGCCUCCCGUGUCAACAACAACAACCACCAGCACCACCACCAUCAAAAUCAAAAUAAUAAUAAUAAUAAUAAUAUUGGAGACUUGGAUUCAUUGCUACAACUCAUCAGUAUAUCAAUCCAUAACCAUCAACACAAUGCACACAAUAUCCCAUCCAUAAGAUUACCACGUGACCAAAAUUAUAAUUUUAUCUUUCAUGAAAAUCAUGGACAUGAAAUGUUGGAGGAAUUAUUAUUUCCAAAAGAAAGAUUGGGUUGUGAUGACGACGAUCUUGCAUGUGACGAUACAGAGGCCUUGUCUUUUACCCAAGAUUCACUCAAGAAAUAUGAAAAUUUGUAUGCAUUCUACGACUCUGCCAUGUCCAUCUCGGAUAUUACACCCCCUGGAUCUGCCGCUGGCGGUCCUCCAUCUUCACCACGUACUAGGGACUGUCUUGAGGGUAUCAAGAAGCUUCGCGCCGACUCUGGCAGUGGUAUCGGUCACCACGGCCACCUCCAUUCAGGCGUCUCUUCAAAGUGCAUCAGCGACAUGGAGGAUGACGAGAGCACAUUUGAGUCACUCGCAAUGGUCAUCGAAGGUAUUUCCAACAAGAACAAACUUCAACAACAACAACAACAACAACUAAAUAAUCAACACCAACAUCAACAUCAUCAACACCAUCAACAACAACCACAACAGUUGAUUGGCGCCAACCGAUUCACCAAUACCGUGUCGAGUAAUCCAACCAUCAAUACCACCUCGACAUCACCAUCGUUUGGGUCAUACCCUCCAUCUACAUAUGGUGUACGAACAGGUACUGCUGUAAGCGUUGGAGGAGGAGGACAAGGAGGACAGGGACAAGGACAACAAAUACUUCAUUCGCCAGACUUUGAUGACAGCGAAAACUAUGCCAUUCCAACUAGAUACUCGUCCAGAGGUGUACAGCUCCGUGAACAAAUGAUAAAGUAUGGUUUGCGACUCUUUAGAAUGGAUAGUGAAGGUCGUUACAUCUGUUUCUUCCAAGGGUGCAGCCUGCACAUGAUCACCAACUUUUCCAGACAUGUUGCCAAACAUGAAAAGGUCGGCGAUGUCAUCAAACCCGAGUUGUUCCACCUAUCCAACUUUUACAAACAACAACAACAACAGCAACAGCAACAACAGCUGCAGCAACCACAGCUCCAACAACAAGCUGCCCUACUUGCCCAGCUCCAACAAUCGCCACUUGCCCAACAACUACUCACUCAAACCAUUGCCAACUCAACCCUCCAACAGCAACAACAAUUACUUAUCCAAUUACUACAACAACAAACUCAACAACCUACUACUUCGACAUCAACUCCUUCCGCCACUACUACAUCAUCGUCGUCAUCUUCACAAUCUCAACCACCUUCACAGCCACAAACUCCACAAUCAAAGAAACAAUCAAGUGGUAGUAGUAGUAAUAGUAAUAGUCAAAAUAAUAAUAAUAAUAAUAAUAAUUUUCCAACAUCACCAAAUAGUACUAUGAAAAUAGGAUCAAAUACAUUGUUAAAUACCUUGCUCGAGGGAGUCAAUAGUGCUGCUGCUGCUGCUGCUAGUAGUGCAACAACAACAACAACCAAUACAUCAUCUUCAUCUUCCACAACAACACCAUCAUCAUCUUCUCCUUCUCUUCCAUCUUCUCGUGAUACACCUUUCCAUAAAUUUACUAGUUAUGGAAAUAAUACAAAUAACACUAGUAAUAAUAAUAAUAAUAAUAGUAACAACCAAAAUCAAACUAAUAUUGUAGAUAUUGAAUCAACAUUGUUUAAGUCAAACAGUGGAUUAUCAUCACCCAAAAUAGGCAUUUCAAACUCAACCACUUCCACCUCCACCUCUUCCUCCUCCUCCACCACCACCACUUCCUUUGUAAACAAAUCUUCAAAUAUUACCAUCCCAACUCCUCCAACUCCUUCUUCUACUUCUUCACAAAGCUCUUCUAAUUUAAAUUCAUCAUCUCCUCCACUGGAAGACUCUGAAAUACAAUGGGUAUUUAAAAAGAAAAAAUCCAAUUAA
Molecule: messenger RNA, 2322 nt
Organism: Cavenderia fasciculata
Lineage: Eukaryota; Evosea; Eumycetozoa; Acytosteliales; Cavenderiaceae
Exons: 2
Coding region: 1-2322 (773 amino acids)
Source: RefSeq, a predicted model, not a curated record